AACAAGGGAGUCUUAGUAUGGGCAGCUUCAUAUGUUAACUCACAUUUUGAAGUCCGUUGUGGAAGCAAACUUUUGCUUUUUGCACGGGGUCUUUUCUUAAAUUAGUUAGUUUAAAGAUUUUUCUUUUUGCACGGCGGGCGCUCCUGAGACGGUUUUGACCAUCGACAGCAGUAGCACAAGUGCAGGGCAUGACUACGGGCGUAUGUUGCCCAACUAGAUCGAUACGAGGAUAGCUAGACAUGAGGAGGACGUAGUGGUAGUCGUGAGCUCUGUAUUGGUACAACUAGAUGAUGGAGAUCACGGAGGCGGUUUAGUUUAGCGGCGAACUCGGCUAGUACAACUAGAUGGUCACGGAGGACGGAGGUUUAAUUUAGCAGCAGCAAUAUGAACAUGAAGCUAUAGGAACGUACGCGCAUAGCAGCUAUACGAAACAAGCGCAGGCCACCCGACUUCUUAUAUUCUACUUCUACUUCAUGUCAUCUAGUACUACAACUUCUUUUACUAGUACUUCUUCUACUUCGUUAUACAACUAGAACUACCCACUAUGCAGGGUUAAGGUUUCUUAUAAACGAUGCCAACACACCUUCCGCUCAUCCAAAAGUCGAUGGUGGACAGGUGAUUUUUUAUUUAUCCCGCUUAUAUGGUGCUACGCAAAAAACUAUUCAUCUUGUUCUAGUAAUUUUUUUAUCUUUUAGCUUUAGAAAACUUACACUUACUCUAGUGAUACUAGCACUAGUAUUUCUUGUAGUAGUUUUAGUUCUUCCAGUUGUAGGGAGCUAAUCUUUAUCUUAUUCUUUAACUUUAUAACCACUGAGGCUGGUGAGAUCCGUCGAGGCGCGAAGAGGAUGGCUGAGACUCAAACAGAACAGAGCAGCACGUGAUGGUGAUGAUGAUCGUGAGAGGCACGGGAGCGGUGUUUAUAUGGAGGGAGACACAAUGCGGAGUGUGUGAACCUUAUAAGUUGUAAUUCUAGAUCUAGUCGUGUAGGUACUUUUAGUUAAUUGUUCGUUGUAGUUAGAAGUAUUAUCUUUAAUGUUAAAAAUCUAGAAUUCUUACUCUUAGAUUUUACUCUAUCUCUAGUUUUAGUUUUACUUUUAAUAUUUGGAUGUCGUCUAAAGUAGCAGGCGGAUAUUUUAUAAUCCGCGCGGGAGAGGCGCAGGCAUGGGUGGUCUUCGGUUUACUUGGGUGCGAUGGUGGUGGUUUUGGAAAUCAUGAUCGUCUGGUUCACCACGUCUGUUAGGAAAGGAUGAAACGCAGUGCUCUGUCAACAUACAUCGUCUCUACAACUCUAUCGCCAAUACAUCAUUCUUGUACAUCAUCUUCAUGGCCUUUCUGUCUUGUUGAUGCGGUAAAGAAGAUGAAGAGGGAUGAGGAUAUGGAAGAUGUAGGUUUGAGUAGCUGGACGUCUCGUGAUCUUCUUCAACAUUCUGGUACUGGUAGUUCUUGUACUCCUUCUACUAGCAGUUCUCUACCACACUGCUGGCGCUGGUGCCUAUUUCCGACCUGGUUCAUCCUUACAGCGCCGUGUGUAUAUGCUGGUUAUUUACGCGUGAUCUUCAUGCUGGAAUGAGCUGAUGAUAUCUAAGGUCCUGAUCGAUGUCUUCGUGCUGAUUGGUUUUCUUGGUCCUCUGCCUAUCUCUCUGCGUUAAGAAGAUUAUGCUGAUAAGCCAGUUGUAUCACAACUUCCUUCAUCUUGGUCCACCUCUACCUAGUAGUACUAGUACUACAUCUAACAUCACUUCAUCUUCAAAUCACACGACAUCACGGCCACUUCUCCUAUCAAAGGGUAGCAGUAGUUGUUGAGGUUGGGAACGUUGAUGAUGAAGUGGUGGUAGCUUGCCGCAAGCGCGUCUCGUCUGCGACCACCUCUGGAAGUUAAUAGUACAGCAAAGGAAGUACUAGAACAACUAACCAGGUUGAUCAUCUUCACUCAGGUCUUCAGGUCGGAUGAUGAUGUUGAGUACCUAUCAGCUUCAGGUGGAUUCACAACAUCACUCAGUCAGUACGUUACGGCAGUCCCAUCACAGUCCAGGUUGGUAGUGCGAUCUGUGCCUAGUCUGUGCAGAGAUUUGGUCGAUCAGAUAUCUUCAGAUGAGACGAAGAUACAUCGAUACACAUCAGGGUCGUCCUCGUAUAACUUCAGUCACACAGAAGUGGAGGUUAUCAACUACACACAGUCUCAGUGGUCAUCAACUACACACGACAGUGCUAAGUGCUACAAAGUCAAGUGCGGCCACAGUUGUCUGAUGAAUGCGUAAAUCGACUCCGUAAAAUCUCCUGUCGUAUAUCCUGUAAGCCGGUUCCGUCGGGUUGGCAUCUUUUAUAGCUCGUGGGAGAAGACAUGGGCGGGUCUCUCUAGGAAGGAGAGGCCUGAUUACCCUCCCUGCCUUGCUACUUACAUUUAGUUGUAGUGGUGGUAGUUGAUUCGAUACACGCAGCAUUUUUAUCGACGCUUAAUGACAACGGGUCUUCUACUUGUUUACUUGAAAUAUGAUCUUACUUUCUCUUCUUCUUGGAGGAGGUUGGAAGAUCUUCAGGUUUAUUUGUGGGGGAUGUUGUCGUUUGAGUUGGUUUCUUUGUUGUGCGGAAGCGAUUCCUUGUUUUUUUCUCGCCCUUCAUCAGGAAGACAUGAUCGCAUCUUCUCAAAAACAAGAUUUACCACGAUGAUCAAAAAACAAGAACUUCUUUAUGUAGAAGACCGAAGGUUUGAACUGGACAUAGUGAAAUGCGAUCAUGUUGAACUUGAAAAAUUCUAUGAAGAAGAACGUUAUGGUCUACAACAACUUCUAGAUGAAGGCGAGAUUUAA
Molecule: messenger RNA, 2807 nt
Organism: Amoebophrya sp. A25
Lineage: Eukaryota; Dinophyceae; Syndiniales; Amoebophryaceae
Source: the annotation of a GenBank genome assembly